Macrosiphum euphorbiae (potato aphid) is the source of this 720-nucleotide messenger RNA. The record is from the annotation of a GenBank genome assembly. NCBI's taxonomy places the organism in Eukaryota, Metazoa, Arthropoda, Insecta, Hemiptera, Aphididae.
AUGGCAAACGAUUACGAACAAGCUGUGAUGUUUGCUAUGAUAAACGUUGAAAGACUAGGAGCUCAAAAUAUUAGACAACCGUUUGGUGUUAAGGUAAAUCCUUUUUUGGCAUUGUCGGAUACAGCAUUUGUCAAAACUUACAGAUUGAGUAAAAAAUUGACAAAUUAUUUAAUCGAGUUAGUCACUCCAUUUAUAAAACAGCCAAAAUGUUCGUCGGCAUUGAGUGUUCAAGAUAAGGUUUUAAUCACAUUGCAAUUUUUUGGAACUGGAUCGUAUCAAUUACCUACUGGUAAUAGUAGAUAUAGUGCUGUAUCUCAAUCUUCUGUAUCACGCAGCAUUAGUGAAAUAACUAAUGCACUUAAUCAACCAACUAUUUUUAAUAGUAAGGUCAAAUUUCCCAAAAAUAUUGAAGAAUUGAGAAAGUUACGAAAUGAAUUUUACAUGAAAACAGGAUUUCCUGGAGUUUGUGAAUGUAUAGGUUGCACUCGUAUUGCUAUUGUUGCUCCAUCAGGAAAUCUAGGAGCAAAAAAUAAUUAUCCUGAACACAUUUAUGUAAAUAGAAAAAAUUAUCAUUCAAUAAAUACACAAUUAGUAAGACACUUUAAUAAUAUACACAUAUUAUACAAUGUGUCCCAGGGGGAAGUAACUAGAGGUGUUCCGGGUACAGUUUUUACUUAUAAACCGGGUACCGAGUAUUUGUCGAGUAACAAUAUCUGUUAA